AUGCAUCUGUACUUGCGCCUCAAGGCGCUCGUCAGCUUUGCCCGCUUCCAUGUAUGGUGGGGUGGCAUGCCAAAGGCCUCCCCAGACUCUGUCUUGCAGAUUCCUUCAAGAACUGGUCGCAGCAUCAAGGGCCAUUUCUACAAAUCCACCUUUUUCACUCCUGGCAUCCCAUCACCUCUCUUGAUCAACUUCCACGGCAGUGGAUUUGUGUUCUCUCUUCACGGCUCGGACGACUUGUUCUGUCGCAAGGUCUCCACUUCAACUCCUUACUCGGUUCUCGACAUUCAAUACAGCCUAGCACCUGAAUACCCCUGGCCAGCAUGUCACAAUGACGCCGAAGACGUCGUGAACUGGGUCCUCGGUCAACCAGACGCCUACUCGACUUCUCAAAUCGCCAUUUCUGGUUUCAGCGCUGGUGCAAAUAUGGCUUGCGUUGCGGCUUCACUGACCUACCCCAAGAACACAUUCAACACACUGCUAGCCUUCUACCCACCUACCGAUCUCUCCAUCAAGCCAGAGGCAAAGGCAGCUCCAGAAGAAGAUGGCAGAUCAGACGACUCGACUGCAAAAAUGGCAGACUUGUUCAAUGCCUGCUACUUGCGCCUGGACCCUGACAAUGCAGACCCUCGUGUCUCGCCUGCUCUUGGACCUGUGGAGAACUACCCCGAGAACUCCUUGUUCAUCACCUGUGGACGCGACAGUCUCUGUCUGGAAACCGAGGGUUUGGCCAAGCGCGUCGAGGAAAGACACGGAGACAGCGUAAUGCUAAGACGCAUGGACAAAUGCGGACAUGCAUGGGACAAGAGAGCGCGUCCCGGAUCAUACCAGGAACGCAAGCGUGACGAGGCGUACGGACUGGCUAUCGAAAUGUUGAUGAAGACAAAGCAAUGA
This is a messenger RNA of Aureobasidium melanogenum CBS 110374, 891 nucleotides long. RefSeq names its product esterase/lipase. The record is from RefSeq and is a predicted model, not a curated record. Gene Ontology annotation, molecular function: hydrolase activity. Lineage: Eukaryota; Fungi; Ascomycota; Dothideomycetes; Dothideales; Saccotheciaceae. The coding region runs from base 1 to 891 and encodes 296 amino acids. The transcript has 2 exons.